AUGCAUUCACGCCUCACGCUCUGCCCUGCCUGGGAACAGCCACCCUUCGGCAAGCUUUUAGCAGAAGAGGAAACGCCGGGUGUGGGGAGCUGCGCCGAGCGCCGGGGCUGCCACCGAGCUGGGGGGGGGCACCCACUGGGUGCCGGGGAAGUGGGCAGCCAGGAAGGGCAGCAGAGCCCCGGAUCCGGCGUGGGACAUCCCAGGUGGCCAAUGCUGGGGUGGCUGCUGGCAGCGCUGGCGGCGCUGGCGCGGGGUGGCACCGCCACGGCCCCCGGCUUCUCCUGCUGGAAGCAAUGUGGCUCCCGCCGGUUCCUCUGCUCCUGGCCACCCCACGGCCCCGCCGGCAACACCUCCUACCUCCUGACGCUCUGCUACACGACGCCCAGGCUGUGCCAGCGGUUUGAGGCGGGCGCGAGGACGACGUACACCCUGAACCACCACCACGUCUACGUCCUCACCAACGCCACGGCCUGGGUGGAGGCGCGCUGGGGGGACCACGUCCACAGGACCCCCAAUCUCACACUGUACCUCAACGAGGCCGUCAAGCUGGAUCCGCCCCCCGCCGGGAUGCCCUUCAACAAAACCGGUGGCCGGCUGCGGCUGCGGGUGCCGUGGCUGCCGUGUCACCGUGGGGGCCAGCCGUUGCAGUGGGAGGCUCGCUUCCAGAGGAUGGGCGACCGCGGCUGGAAGCAGGUGACAUGCGAGACGGUGACGGAUGAGGAUGACUCAGUGACCUGCACCCUCGGGCAGGAUGGCGCCUUCAAGGUCCAGCUCCGGCACAAGCUCCCCCACUGGAGCAGCUACUGGAGCAACUGGAGCAGCUCCAUCUUCGUUCCCGAGGAAAUCCUGGCGAGUCCAGUACUGAGCUACCAGCUGGGAAAACUGGGGAGAGACGGGCAGAGGGUGCUGAGCCUCGGCUGGCAGCGAGCCCCCAAGGAGCAAGGGAAUGUCACCUACACCCUGCGCGCCUUCAUGCCGGCGUGCCACUGCGCCGAGCCGGCCAAGAAUGACACCGUGGUGCUGGGGACGGAGGUGACAGCGCACAACUUCACCCUCUCCGGGGCCGAGUAUGAAAUCCUACUGACGGCGGCCAACGCUGCCGGGCCAGGGCCAGCGCGGCAGCUCCGUGUGCCGGCAGAGCAGCGUGCAGAUCUCGGCUUCAAGGACGUCAGCGUGGCCGGCAGCACCGUGUCGGUGCGGUGGGAAGUACAAAGCCCCGACUUUGUCUACUGCUUCGAGCAGCAGCCGCUGCCAGGAACCCCGAAACAGGGUGUUUGCAUCCAACGGGAUUUCCCUGCCAAGAGCAUCCACACGGAGAGAGGAGCACUGGAAGCACCGGUGUGUUACCGCCUCGCUGUGCACAGCCGGGACCCGGCACGGGGCUGGUCCACCUUCGUCCUGGAGCACCGCUAUGCCGGCAACACCUCAUUGGCCUUGCCCAUCCGCAUCAACACCAGCACCGGGGAUGCCACUGCCGUCAUCCUCUGGUGGACCCCGUCCCCCCGUGCCGCCUGUCCUGGGGUGCUGGCCAAGUAUCUCAUCUGCCACGCGGCCGAGGGGGACAACGUGACCUACGGCGAAGCGAACACCACGGCAUCGCACUACACCCUCCAAAACCUACGGCCCGGCACAGCCUACAGGGUGGGCGUUUGGGAGGUGACGGCAGAGAGCGGGGGGACCUGCCGUCCUUGGUGGCACUUCCAGACCAAGGCACUGGGUCCUCAAGGAGCAGCAUGGAGAUCCAACCUGAAGUACCUGGGCAUCUCGCUCACUCUCCCCGCCGUGGCCACCAUCUACCAGCUGAGCAAAAAGAGGGCUCGCCGCCUCCUCUUCCCACCCCUGCCCAAACCCGUGGGCAGCAAAGCCAUCCAGUUCUCCACCAGCGAAAUGAGCCAGGGCCAGCCCCGGCCAACCUUCCUGGAGCCCUCGGAGAGAUUCAGCCCGGCUGAGCUGCUGCUACUGGAGCCAAAUCCCGGCAAGAAGACCACCGACACCGGCACACGGCCUGGCACGCCGCAGCCCGGCCCCGUGGCCGACAAACUGGCAGUGUUGUGCCCGCUGGGCUGCGAGAAGGAGCUGCCAUUUACCUACCGCAGGCAGGAGGUGCUGAGCCCGGAGGGAUUUCUGCCGCCUGGCAGCACCAGCUGCACCGGCUACCCACCGGGCGAGGAGGAGGAUGAAGAGGAGGAGGAAGAGGAUGGAAGGCGGGGGCUGCGCCAACCGCCGGUCCCCAUCGCCCUGCUCAUCUCCGACAAACCCAUCAUCAUCAGGGACGAGGAAGGAUGGGACCCAUCGCUGGAGAAGUUGGUGCUGUAG
Messenger RNA from Haliaeetus leucocephalus (bald eagle), 2316 nucleotides. RefSeq names its product interleukin 12 receptor, beta 1 (gene IL12RB1). Gene Ontology annotation, molecular function: protein binding. Lineage: Eukaryota; Metazoa; Chordata; Aves; Accipitriformes; Accipitridae. The transcript has 15 exons. The record is from RefSeq and is a predicted model, not a curated record. Bases 1 to 2316 code for a protein of 771 amino acids.